Messenger RNA from Coregonus sp. 'balchen', 18307 nucleotides. Lineage: Eukaryota; Metazoa; Chordata; Actinopteri; Salmoniformes; Salmonidae. The record is from the annotation of a GenBank genome assembly.
AUGAGGUGUUCGAAGGCAAACAUGUCUCCAGUGCUAUGACCCCAAAGCACCCUGAUGAAGGCUGUAAUGCUAAAACAAGUUUACAUCUACUUACAUUUUUCAUCGAACAGAGUAUGAAUGCUGUGCCGCUUAGAGAAAGGGGAAACAAAAUAAAACUGUGUCCCUGUCCCUGUCUCUCCCCUCUCAGACAGGGUCUGAUUUGCUCUCUCUCUCCCCUCACAGACAGGAUCUGAUUUGCUCUCUCUCUCCCCUCUCAGACAGGGUCUGAUUUGUUCUCUCUCUCUCCUCUCAGACAGGAUCUGAUUUGUUCUCUCUCUCCCCUCUCAGACAGGAUCUGAUUUGUUCUCUCUCUCCCCUCUCAGACAGGAUCUGAUUUGUUCUCUCUCUCCCCUCUCAGACAGGAUCUGAUUUGUUCUCUCUCUCCCCUCUCAGACAGGGUCUGAUUUGCUCUCUCUCUCCACUCUCAGACAGGAUCUGAUUUGUUCUCUCUCUCCCCUCUCAGACAGGAUCUGAUUUGUUCUCUCUCUCCCCUCUAAGACAGGAUCUGAUUUGUUCUCUCUCUCCCCUCUCAGACAGGGUCUGAUUUGCUCUCUCUCUCCCCUCUCAGACAGGAUCUGAUUUGUUCUCUCUCUCCCCUCUCAGACAGGAUCUGAUUUGUUCUCUCUCUCCCCUCUCAGACAGGAUCUGAUUUGUUCUCUCUCUCCCCUCUCAGACAGGUUCUGAUUUGCUCUCUCUCUCUCCCCUCUAAGACAGGAUCUGAUUUGCUCUCUCUCACUCCCCUCUCAGACAGGGUCUGAUUUGCUCUCUCUCUCUCCCCUCUCAGACAGGAUCUGAUUUGCUCUCUCUCUCUCCCCUCUCAGACAGGGUCUGGACGCAGAGGAUGACCUCCAGAAGCUGCACUCUGAUGGCGUGCCCACGGAGGUUACUGAUUGGCUGACUUCAACCUUCACUCAGAGGGCCCGCCGCCCUGCCCGCCGCUCCGACGACAAACCAAAGUUCCGCAGCAUCGUCCACGCAGUGCAGGCUGGGAUAUUUGUCGAGAGGUAGAUGGAAAAUGUUAUUAUCCUCAAUGAGGACAUUCAUUUGGACACACAUACUCAUUCCAGGGUUUUUCUUUAUUUUUACUAUUUCCUACAUUGUAGAAUAAUAGUGAAGACAUCAAAACUAUGAAAUAACACAUAUGGAAUCAUGUAGUAACCAAAAAAAGUGUUAAACAAAUCAAAAUCGAUUUUAUAUUUGAGAUUCUUCAAAGUAGCCACCCUUUGCCAUGAUGACAGCUUUGCACAUUCUUGGCAUUCUCUCAACCAGCUUCAUGAGGGAGUCACCUGGAAUGCAUUUCAAUUAACUGGUGUGCCUUGUCAACCUCUACGGGAUCGGUGUCCCGUAUACGGGACGGUUGAGCUAACGUACUCUAAUGUAAUUAGCCUGACUGUUGAAAGUAACAGCAAACUUUGCAGGAGAUAGACAUGUCUUAUAUGGGCAGAAAGCUUACAUUAUUGUUAAUCUAACUGCACUGUCCAAUUUACAGUAGCUAUUACAGUGCAAAAAUACCAUGCUAUUGUUUGAGGAGAGUGCACAACAACAAAAUACUUAUCACGACAACUGGUUUGAUACAUUCACCUCUGAAGGUAAAUAAUGUACUAAAGUAAUCUUGCUCUGAUUUGUCAUCCUAAGGGUCCCAGAGAUAAAAUGUAGCAUAGUUUUGUUUGAUCAAAUCAUUUUUUAUACUCAAAUGUAGGAACUGGGUUCUACAGUUUGAACCCCUGCUGUCUCUGGCUCCCCACCCACCCUGCCCGGCCAUCUAGAUGUGUGAAAGUUAGUGUAGAAGCUAAUGAUCCAUCAUGUAUGACAUUCCUGGGAGUGUGUGAACUUACAUUUUGUAUUACCAUAUCAUUUUUGUAUGUUCUCUAUAGUUAUGUACUUGAAAAUGUAUCAAUUGACCAAUUCGGCAGAUUUGGGAAGACUUGAUACAAAAUAGUCCAGUAUUGCAAUGCUUCACUGGAUCAAUCUGACACUUUGUACAUACACUGCUGCCAUCUAGUGGCCAAAAUCUAAAAUGCGCCUAAACUGCAAUAUUAUAUUGUGGCCUUUCUCUUGCAUUUCUAAGAUGAGAAAACAAUAUAUAUAUAUAUAUAUAUCUUUUACCAGAACUAAUGUGUUAUAUUCUCCUACAUUAAUUUCACAUUUCCACAAACGUCAAAGUGUUUCCUUUCCAAUGGUAUCAAUAAUAUGCAUAUCCUUGCUUCAGGUCCUGAGCUACAGGCAGUUAGAUUAGGGUAUGUCAUUUUAGGCAAAUACAUUUACAAAAUGGAUCCUUAAGAGGUUAAAAGUUAAUUUGUGGAAUUUCUUUCCUUCUUACUGCAUUUGAGCCAAUCAGUUGUGUUGUGACAAGGUAGGGGUGGUAUACAGAAGAUAGCCCUAUAUGGUAAAAGACCAAGUUCAUAUUAUGGCAAGAACAGCUCAAAUAAGCAAAGAGAAACAACAGUCCAUCAUUACUUUAAGACAUGAAGGUCAGUCAAUGCGGAACAGUUCGAGAACUUUGAAAGUUUCUUCAAGUGCAGUCGCAAAAACCAUCAACUGCUAUGAUGAAACUGGCUCUCAUGAGGACCGCCACAGGAAAGGAAGACCCAGAGUUACCUCUGCUGCAGAGGAUAAGUUCAUUAGAGUUAACUGCACCUCAUAUUGCAGCCCAAAUAAAUGUUCAGAGGAGACUGCUUGAAUCAGGCCUUCAUGGUCGAAUUGCUGCAAAGAAACCACUACUAAAGGACACCAAUAAUAAGAAGAGACUUGCUUGGGCCAAGAAACACGAGCAAUGGACAUUAGACCGGUAGAAAUCUGUCCUUUGGUCUGAUGAGUCGCCGUGUCAUUGUGAGACGCAAAGUAGGUGAAUGGAUGAUCUCAGCAUGUGUGGUACCCACCGUGAAGCAUGGAAGAGGAGGUGUGAUGGUGCUGGUAACACUGUCUGUGAUUUAUUUAGAAUUCAAGGCACACAUAUUUAACCAGCAUGGCUACCAUAGCAUUCUACACCAUCCCAUCUGGUUUGAGCUUAGUGGGACUAUCAUUUGUUUUUCAACAGGACAAUGACCCAACACACCUCCAGGCUGUGUAAGGGCUAUUCGACCAAGAAGAAGAGUGAUGGAGUGCUGCAUCAGAUGACCUGGCCUCCACAAUCACCCGAUCUCAACCCAAUUGACAUGGUUUGGGAUGAGUUGGACCGCAGAGUGAAGGAAAAGCAGCCAACAAGUGCUCAGCAUAUGUGGGAACUCCUUCAAGACUGUUGGAAAAGCAUUCCUCAUGAAGCUGGUUGACAGAAUGCCAAGAAUGUGCAAAGCUGUCAUCAAGGCAAAGGGUGGUUACUUUGAAGAAUCUAACAUCUAAAAUGUAUUUUGAUUUGUUUAACACUUUUUUUGGUAACUACAUGAUUCCAUAUGUGUUAUUUCAUAGUUUUGAUGUCUUCACUAUUAUUCUACAAUGUAGAAAAUAGCCAAAAUAAAGAAAAACCCUUGAACGUGUAAGUGUCUCCCAACGUUUGACUGGUACUUUACAUGUAAAGGAGGCCCACCCAGUGAGGUAGAGGAGGAUGGUCCUCCUCAUUAAUGUGAGAAAGAAAUUAAACAUAAAAAAAAAACCUCCUUAUAAAUAAUGUUGUGCAUGGGGUUUGUAAAGUGUGUGUCAUAAGUCCAGGAUAAGUUCAUCUAGGUUCAUUAGCAUGAUCCACAUUCUGUUACAAACAAGGACAUUACAGAUUCACUACUGAGAUUGUCCAAUGCCAAACAUUCCAUGUGCUGUUGUUCCAGGAUGUUCCGGAGGGCAUACACUGCUGCCAUCCCUGACCAACCUGCAGUAGUAGUUCACUGUCUCAGGGUAAGAACGUUGCCUGACCAACCUGCAGUAGUAAUUAGCUGUCUCAGGGUAAGAACGUUGCCUGACCAACCUGCAGCAGUAGUUCACUGUCUCAGGGUAAGAACGUUGCCUGACCAACCUGCAGUAGUAGAUCACUGUCUCAGGGUAAGAACGUUGCCUGACCAACCUGCAGCAGUAGUUCACUGUCUCAGGGUAAGAACGUUGCCUGACCGACCUGCAGUAGUAGAUCACUGUCUCAGGGUAAGAACGUUGCCUGACCAACCUGCAGUAGUAGUUCACUGUCUCAGGGUAAGAACGUUGCCUGACAAACCUGCAGUAGUAGUUCACUGUCUCAGGGUAAGAACGUUGCCUGACCAACCUGCAGUAGUAGUUAGCUGUCUCAGGGUAAGAACGUUGCCUGACCAACCUGCAGUAGUAGUUUACUGUCUCAGGGUAAGAACGUUGCCUGACCAACCUGCAGUAGUAGUUCACUGUCUCAGGGUAAGAACGUUGCCUGACCAACCUGCAGUAGCAGUUAGCUGUCUCAGGGUAAGAACGUUGCCUGACCAACCUGCAGUAGUAGUUCACUGUCUCAGGGUAAGAAUGUUGCCUGACCAACCUGCAGUAGUAGUUCACUGUCUCAGGGUAAGAACGUUGCCUGACCAACCUGCAGUAGUAGUUCACUGUCUCAGGGUAAGAACGUUGCCUGACCAACCUGCAGUAGUAGUUCACUGUCUCAGGGUAAGAACGUUGCCUGACCAACCUGCAGUAGUAGUUCACUGUCUCAGGGUAAGAACGUUGCCUGACCAACCUGCAGUAGUAGUUCACUGUCUCAGGGUAAGAACGUUGCCUGACCAACCUGCAGUAGUAGUUCACUGUCUCAGGGUAAGAACGUUGCCUGACCAACCUGCAGUAGUAGAUCACUGUCUCAGGGUAAGAACGUUGCCUGACCAACCUGCAGUAGUAGUUCACUGUCUCAGGGUAAGAACGUUGCCUGACCAACCUGCAGUAGUAGUUCACUGUCUCAGGGUAAGAACGUUGCCUGACCAACCUGCAGUAGUAGUUCACUGUCUCAGGGUAAGAACGUAUGAUCUGUUAUCGUUCUACAGCCUUUAACUGGGUACCACAUAGGGAGCAGAGCCAGGAGUUUCCCUGACCAUAUGACUAGUUUGUCCUGGUCAGGUCAAGUGGACAAGAACAUCUCCUUUACUACAAUAUGAGCUUACUACAUUUUUAUUUUUAAUCCCAGCCCCCGUCCCCGCAGGAGGCCUUUUGCCUCUUGGUAGGCCGUCAUUGUAAAUAAGAAUGUGUUCUUAAUUGACUUGCCUAGUUAAAUAAAGGUACAAAAUAAAAAUAAAUUAAAAAAAAGCUAUCCUUUUUAUAUCAGACUGUGUCUCUAAUUCUUGAAAAACUCAAUGUGCUGUGGUCAUCAGAUCAGACUCUAUUCGUCUCUAUCCUCUCCAUCAUUAGGACAUUGACCGGUGGAACUUUGAUGUGUUUGCCCUGAACACUGCCAGCCAUGACCACGCACUACAGACCAUGUUCUUCGAGCUGGUCACACGAUACGAACUCAACAGCAGAUUCAAGGUCUCCACAUAUCAUUUUGCACUUACUAUAUUUGACUAGUUUACCAUAACUAACUCCUUCAGUUUCUGUACAUACAGCUUUAAUUCUACAUUAGCCUUUAACAAUUCAAACUUCUCUCACUGCCCAAAAAACACUUUCUGUUGACUGCUGAAGUAAGCGCACACAUUUUCCUAACUAAAUUGACCUAUUCUAGUUGGUAAACGUUUUUCAUAAGUACAGUGCCUUGCAAAAGUAUUCAUCCCCCUUGGCGUUUUUCCUAUUUUGUUGCAUCACAACCUGUAAUUUAAAUGGAUUUUUAUUUGGAUUUCAUGUAAUGGACAUACACAAAAUAGUCCAAAAUGGUGAAGUGAAAUGAAAAAAAUUACUUGUUUCAAAAAAUUUGAAUAAAUAAAUAACGGAAAAGUGGUGCGUGCAUAUGUAUUCACCCACUUUGCUAUGACAAAGUUGUGGAGAAGUACAGAUUAGGGUUGGGUUAUAAAAAAGUAUCUGAAACUUUGAACAUCCCACGGAGCACCAUUAAAUCCAUUAUUAAAAAAUGGAAUAUGGCACCACAACAAACCUGCCAAGAGAGGGCUGCCCACCAAAACUCACGGACCAGGCAAGGAGGGCAUUAAUCAGAGAGGCAACAAAGAGACCAAAGAUAACCCUGAAGGAGCUGCAAAGCUCCACUGCGGAGAUUGGAGAAUCUGUCCAUAGGACCACUUUAAGCCAUACACUCCACAGAGCUGGGCAUUACGGAAGAGUGGCCAGAAAAAAGAUAUUGCUUCAAGAAAAAAAUAAGCAAACACGUUUGGUGUUCGCCAAAAGGCAUGUGGGAGACUUCCCAAACAUAUGGAAGAAGGUACUCUGGUCAGAUUAGUCUAGAAUUGAGCUUUUUGGCCAUCAAGGAAAAUGCUAUGUCUGGCGCAAACCCAACACCUCUUAUCACCCCGAGAACACCAUCCACACAGUGAAGCAUGGUGGUGGCAGCAUCAUGCUGUGGGGAUGUUUUUCAUCGGCAGGGACUGGGAAACUGGUCAGAAUUGAAGGAAUGAUGGAUGACGCUAAAUACAGGGAAAUUCUUGAGGGAAACCUGUUUCAGUCUUCCAGAGAUUUGAGACUGGGACGGCGGUUCACCUUCCAGCAGGACAAUGACCCUAAGCAUACUGCUAAAGCAACACUUGAGUGGUUUAAGGCGAAACAUUUAAAUGUCUUGGAAUGGCCUAGUCAAAGCCCAGACCUCAAUCCAAUUGAGAAUCUGUGAUAUGACUUAAAGAUUGCUGUACACCAGCGGAACCCAUCCAACUUGAAGGAGCUGGAGCAGUUUUGCAUUUACAUUUACAUUUUAGUUUUGCCUUGAAGAAUGGGCGAAAAUCCCAGUGGCUAGAUGUGCCAAGCUUAUAGAGACGUACCCCAAGAGACUUGCAGCUGUAAUUGCUGCAAAAGGUGGCUCUACAAAGUUUUGACUUUGGGGGUGGUGAAUAGUUAUGCACGCUCAAGUUUUCUGUUUUUUGUCUCAUUUCUUGUUUAUUUUCACAAUAAAAAAUAUUUUGUAUCUUCAAAGUGGUAGGCAUGUUGUGUAAAUCAAAUGAUACAAACCCCCCAAGAAAUCCAUUUUAAUUCCAGGUUGUAAGGCAACAAAAUAGGAAAAAUGCCAAGGAGGGGUGAAUACUUUCGCAAGCCACAGUAUUACCCUUGGGGGGUAGAUUCCGACACAAAGAUGACAUUGAGAGGUUGAUGAUACAGUGUGCACAAAAACAAUGGGACGAACUCCAUGUGAACUCUACAUGUCAUUGUGUGGUAUCACAGAUCCCCAUCUCCUGUCUGAUGACCUUCUUGGAGAAGCUGGAGAAAGGCUAUAGUAAACACAGCAACCCGUACCACAGCAGUGUCCACGCAGCCGACGUCACACAAACCCUACACUGUCUGCUCCUCCGCACAGGACUCGUGGUACAGUACAGCUCUUCGUUCAGUUUUACAACAAGGUCAUCCCUGUCAUGUUGUAUUCGUUUGCCAUAGUUCGGGGAAAGGGGCAUUUCCUGACCCGUCCUACAGGCCCAGAGUUGGCCUGCCAGGUCAGGUGACGUGGUUGGGGGAAAAUUCAGGGUACUAGCUGUAGCAGACGGACUUGAAGGAAGCAAUGACUUAUUUACUGUAAGCCAAUGUAAAUGACGUAUUUACUGUAAGCCAAUGUAAAUGACUUAUUUACUGUAAGCCAAUGUAAAUGACUUAUUUACUGUAAGCCAAUGUAAAGGACUUAUUUACUGUAAGCCAAUGUAAAUGACUUAUUUACUGUAAGCCAAUGUAAAUGACUUAUUUACUGUAAGCCAAUGUAAAUGACUUAUUUACUGUAAGCCAACGUAAAUGAGUAUAAAUAUGAAAUAGAUAUGUUUAUAACAACGGUAUGUGUGUUGGUCUUGCCUCCAGCACUGGUUACUGUAAAAUAAUUUGGAUAUGUGUGUUAUGUACACUCAGUGGCCACUUUAUUAGGUACACACAUCUAGUUGGACCCCCCCCCCCCCCCCCCCUAUGCCUCCAGAACACCUAACGUGUGGCAGGAAAACAUUCCCCACACCAUUACACCACCAGCCACCAGCCUGUACCGUUGACACCAGGCAGGAUGGGGCCAUGGACUCAUGCUGCUUACGUCAAAUCCUGACUCUGCCAUCAGCAUGACACAACAGGAACCGGGAUUCGGACCAGGCGAUGUUUUUCCACUCCUCAAUUGUCCAGUGUUGGUGAUCGCGUGCCACUCAUGUUUCCCAUUCUAAUGUUCAAUCCAACAGUACCUGAAUGCCGCGAUGCCGGUCUGCCUGCUUUAUAUAGCAAGCCACGGCCACGUGACUCACUGUCUGUUGGAGAAAAACAUUUUAGUGAACCUAAUAAACUGGCCACUGAGAAUACAAUGAGGGGAAAAAGGUAUUUGAUCCCCUGCUGAUUUUGUAUGUUUGCCCACUGACAAAGACAUGAUCAGUCUAUAAUUUUAAUGGUAGGUUUAUUUGAACAGUGAGAGACAGAAUAACAAAAAAAAACGCAUGUCAAAAAUGUUAUAAAUUGAUUUGCAUUUUAAUGAGGGAAAUAAGUAUUUGACCCCCUCUCAAUCAGAAAGAUUUCUGGCUCCCAGGUGUCUUUUAUACAGGUAAUGAGCUGAGAUUAGGAGCACACUCUUAAAGGGAGUGCUCCUAAUCUCAGCUUGUUACCUGUAUAAAAGACACCUGUCCACAGAAGCAAUCAAUCAAUCAGAUUCCAAACUCUCCACCAUGGCCAAGACCAAAGAGCUCUCCAAGGAUGUCAGGGACAAGAUUGUAGACCUACACAAGGCUGGAAUGGGCUACAAGACCAUCGCCAAGCAGCUUGGUGAGAAGAUGACAACAGUUGAUGUGAUUAUUCGCAAAUGGAAGAAACACAAAAUAACUGUCAAUCUCCCUCGACCUGGGGCUCCAUGCAAGAUCUCACCUCGUGGAGUUGCAAUGAUCAUGAGAAUGGUGAGGAAUCAGCCCAGAACUACACGGGAGGAUCUUGUCAAUGAUCUCAAGGCAGCUGUGACCAUAGUCACCAAGAAAACAAUUGGUAACACACUACGCCGUGAAGGACUGAAAUCCUGCAGCGCCCGCAAGGUCCCCCUGCUCAAGAAAGCACAUAUACAGGCCCGUCUGAAGUUUGCCAAUGAACAUCUGAAUGAUUCAGAGGAGAACUGUGUGAAAGUGUUGUGGUCAGAUGAGACCAAAAUCGAACAUCAACUCAACUCGCCAUGUUUGGUGGAGGAGGAAUGCUGCCUAUGACCCCAAGAACACCAUCCCCACCGUCAAACAUGGAGGUGGAAACAUUAUGCUUUGGGGGUGUUUUUCUGCUAAGGGGACAGGACAACUUCACCGCAUCAAAGGGACGAUGGACGGGGCGAUGUACCAUCAAAUCUUGGGUGAGAACCUCCUUCCCUCAGCCAGGGCAUUGAAAAUGGGUCGUGGAUGGGUAUUCCAGCAUGACAAUGACCCAAAACACACGACCAAGGCAACAAAGGAGUGGCUCAAGAGGAAGCACAUUAAGGUCCUGGAGUGGCCUAGCCAGUCUCCAGACCUUAAUCCCAUAGAAAAUCUAUGGAGGGAGCUGAAGGUUCGAGUUGCCAAACGUCAGCCUGGAAACCUUAAUGACUUGGAGAAGAUCUGCAAAGAGGAGUGGGACAAAAUCCCUCCUGAGAUGUGUGGAAACCUGGUGGCCAACUACAAGAAACGUCUGACCUCUGUGAUUGCCAACAAGGGUUUUGCCACCAAGUACUAAAUCAUGUUCUGCAGAGGGGUCAAAUACUUAUUUCCCUCAUUAAAAUGCAAAUCAAUUCAUAACAUUAUUGACAUGCGUUUUUCUGGAUUUUUUGUUGUUGUUAUUCUGUCUCUCACUGUUCAAAUAAACCUACCAUUAAAAUUAUAGACUGAUCAUGUCAUUGUCAGUGGGCAAACGUACAAAAUCAGCAGGGGAUCAAAUACCUUUUUCCCCUCACUGUAUCUAAUGUUUAUAACAAGGGUAUCUGUGUGGAUCUCACACGCAGCACUGGUUGACUGAACUGGAGGUUCUGGCGUCACUGUUUGCUGCGGCCAUCCAUGACUACGAACACACUGGAACUACCAACAACUUCCACAUUCACACAAAGUAAGAUAAAGUAAAGUAAGAAUUAUUGAGGUGUUCAAAAAUGCAUUUGAUUUCAGAGUGAGUGGGAGAGAGAGUGAAAUCGAAUCCACAUUAACACCAAGUAAGGCAAAAACCAUGCAAUUGUUAUCCUGCCAACUACGCCAAGGAUUACACAAUCAUGCGCUUUAUGUUUUUAUUCUCUGAUUCUAUUAGAUUACUAAGGUUUUCACAAAUGCAUUAAAGAGUGGGAAAAGGAGAGGGAGAGCGAGAGAGUGAGAUUGAGAGGGAGAGGGAGAGAGGGAGAACUAGAGAAAGUGUGUGAGAAAGAACUUGUGAGAAACAGAGAGAGAGAGAGAGAAAGAGAGAGAGAGAGAGAGAGAGAGAGAGAGAGAGAGAGAGAGAGAGAGAGAGAGAGAGAGAGAGAGAGAGAGAGAGAGAGAGAGAGAGAGAGAGAUUGAGUUAGUUUGAGAUCUGCUCAACUGCUUACAGCUCCUGCAUACUCCUUCUUAAGUAAACAUAUCUUAUGGAGGGAAGGCAUUAUUUUUAGCAGUAGAUUUUCCACAUAGAGACACAGAGGGACCUAAGAACUCUAUCUCCUGGCACACAGAGUAACUCUAUUUUGGGAGCAAAACAUGAGGGCCUGAUGCCAUCAGCAAAAUAGCGUGAACAUUUCUAACAAAGUUAUGAGCAUGCAGUUCUCCUACAAAAUGCAUGCUCAUGUAAAAUGCAUCCUGCUAUUUAGUUAGGAUCAUUAUGAGAUGAAAAGAACAUAUUAUAAGGGGUAAAUCAUGCUUCAUACAGACAAGCCUUACAAUGCAUUAUAACCACAUAACGAUGCAUUAUACCUGUCAGCUGAAGAUGUAGAGCAGUAAUAGGCUAAACUGAAGAGAAACUCAGCAGGACGUCUGGUUCGUAAGACCAGGGCCAAGAAAAAUCCAUAAACCUAAUAAACUAUCACUACAAAGACUAACCUCCGUACCGUCUUGUGAUGUAUCACAGAAUGACAGAAAGUCCUAUUCAUUCAGAGAACACCUCCUCCUUGGCAAGCACUCUGUUCAGAUCUACUGUUUAUAAUUUAGACAGAGUAACAUUUGACAUGUAAUGAUGAAACACCCAGCUCAUUUUUUUAAAGUCAUUUUUUAGCAGACGCUCUUAUCCAGAGCGACUUACAGUUAGUGAGUGCAAACAUUUUUCAUACUGGCCCCCCGUGGGAAACGAACCCACAACCCUGGCGUUGCAAGCGCCAUGCUCUACCAACUGAGCUACAACCAAGUAAAGCCAUUAGAAAGGAAUGUCCAAUUUUGUUAAAAACAAUUCUGUGAACUGACCUAAUUGUUCUUCUCAUGACGCUGAAUUGACUGGUUUAUUUGUUUUAACUGGGACAUUAUAGACAUAGUUUUAUUCAGUUUUUAGAUGUUAAUAGGCAUAUUAUUUAAAACAUUUGUUUAAAGGUGUGAGUGUGUGAGAGAGAGAGAGAGAGAGAGAGAGAGAGAGAGAGAGAGAGAGAGAGAGAGAGAGAGAGAGAGAGAGAGAGAGAGAGAGAGAGAGAGAGUGCGUGUGAGAUAGAUUGUGUGUGUGUGUGUGUGUGUGUGUGUGCGUGUGUGUUCUCGUGUGUGUGCGUGUGUGCUCGUGUGUGUGUGUGCUCUUGUGUGUGUGUGUGUGUGUGUGUGUGUGUGUGUGUGUGUGUGUGUGUGUGUGUGUGUGUGUGUGUGUGUGUGUGUGUGUGUGUGUGUGUGUGUGUGUGUGUGUGUGUGGAGUAAAAAUAAAACACCCUACUGUACAUACGUUCACACACACACACACACACACACACACACACACACACACACACACACACACACACACACACACACACCAUCUUUUACACCUCCAUAAGUAUUAUUUAAUAGCAUUGCAUUGCUUCAUCAUGUUGUUAUGAUGGUAAAUUACUUAAAGAUGCAUUGUGUUAAUUUUCUUCAAACGUUAUACUGAUGCAGAUUUGAAUGCCUUCAUGCCAAAACACAUACUAAACUGUUGGCUGCACAGUCUUAAAAAAGUAACCUUUCUAUGCCCUGGCUUUAGUUUUCCUAUAGUGCAGCAUUUAGCCCUGAGGGAACCUCAAUGUGUUGCUCCGAUAUCUGUUUAUCCAUUUAGUUUUCCUAUAGUGCAGUAUUUAGCCCUGAGGGAACCUCAAUGUGUUGCUCUGAUAUCGGUUUUUAUUUUCCAUUUCUGAAGUGCUUAACAAACACGUAUGCAAAUGACUUUAGACAGAGGGCUUGAUAAGGAACAUGUCUCAAUGAAUUCUCCCUGUUCUUUUCUCCUGAGUCCUUUAUAACCAUCUGUCCUCUUCUCUCAUGAGCACGAACACCACUGUAUUACCAAACAGUCACUACCACCCAAUGAUGCUGGAUGUCCCUAACUAUUAGCCUGGGUGGUGUGUGCUUAAGCCACGUCCUCCCACUAUCAUUGUCAUGCCAUACACGUUUCUGUAAGACAGACAAAGGACAAACUAUAGCCUGGUCCCAGAUCUGUAGGGUUAGGGUUAAAGGCAUGACAACAGCAGUCAGAUGAUUUAUCCAAAGCACAUACAGAUUAUUGUACUAGGACCAGGCUAGGACCAGGCUAGGACCAGGCUAGAACCAGGCUAGGACCAGGCUAGGACCAGGCUAGGACCAGGCCAGGACCAGGCCAGGACCAGGCUAGGAAAGGCUAGGACAAGGCCAGGGACCAGGCUAUGGACCAGGCUAGGACAGGCCAGAACAGGCUAGGACCAGGCUAGGAAAGGCUAGGACAAGGCUAGGGACAAGGCCAGGACCAGGCCAGGACAGGCUAGGAACCAGGCCAGGACCAGGCCCAGGAUCCAGGCUAGGACAAGGCUAGGACAGGCCAGGACCAGGCUAGACCAGGCGAGGACAGGCAGGACCAGGACCAGGCUAGGACCAGGCCUAGGACCAGGCUAGGACAGGCUAGGACCAGGCCAGGACCAGGCUAGGACCAGGCCAGGACCAGGCCAGGACCAGGCUAGGACAGGCUAGGACCAGGCCAGGACCAGGCUAGGACCAGGCUAGGACAAGGCCAGGACCAGGCUAGGACCAGGCUAGGACAAGGCUAGGACAAGGCCAGGACCAGGCUAGGACCAGGCUAGGACAAGGCCAGGACCAGGCUAGGACCAGGCUAGGACCAGGCUAGGACAAGGCCAGGACCAGGCUAGGACAAGGCCUAGGACAAGGCCAGGACAGGCUAGGACCAGGCUAGGACAAGCCAGACCAGGCUAGACCAGGCUAGGACCAGGCUAGGACAGGCUAGGACAGGCUAGGACAGGCUAGGACAAGGCAGGACCAGGCAGGACAAGGCCAGGACCAGGCUAGGACCAGGCAGGACCAGGUAGGACCAGGCUAGGACAAGGCCAGGACCAGGCUAGGACCAGGCUAGGACAAGGCCAGGACCAGGCAGGACAGGCUAGGACCAGGCAGGACCAGGCCAGGACCAGGCUAGGACAGGCUAGGACAAGCAGGACCAGGCUAGGACAGGCUAGGACAAGGCAGGACCAGGCUAGGACCAAGGCAGGACCAGGCUAGGACCAGGCUAGGACAAGGCUAGGACCAGGCCAGGACCAGGCCAGGACCAGGCUAGGACAAGGCCAGGACAGGCUAGGACAGGCCAGGCAGGCAGGACCAGUAGGACAAGCCAGGACAGGCUAGGACCAGGCUAGACAGGCUAGGACCAGGCCAGGACAGGCCAGACCAGGCUAGGACCAGGCUAGGACAAGCCAGGACCAGGCUCUAGACCAGGCUAGGACAAGCCAGUGUCCAGGCUAGGCCAGGCUAGGACAGCUAGGACAAGGAUGACCAGGCUAGGACCAGGCUAGGACAAGGCCAGGACCAGUAGAUCAAGGCUAGGCCGCUAUGACCAAGGCCAGACCAGUUGAUCAAGGCUAGGCCAGGCUACGACCAGGCUAGACCAGCUAGGACAAGUAGGACCAGGCCAGGACCAAGGCUAGACCAGGCUUAUUGAGACCAGGUCUUGGUACCAGGCUAAGACAGCCACAGCCAGGACAAGGCUAGGACACUUAUGGACAAGGUCCAACCAGCCAGGACAAGGUAGGACAACAGUAGGACAUGGCAAUCAGCUAGAUCAAUGCUAGAAGCUAGGAAAGUAGAAAAUUAGAACCAACCAUUGUAGGACAGCUGAAGGCUAUCUAAUAAACUAUGAUUGUUUACACUGUCAGGUUUUUGGUUUUUCUUAUCUCAUAUAGACCAGAGACACCACAUCAGGAAGUUCCGACUAAUUAGGACCGUCAACAUCAUCAGAUUAAAGGUGGAUACAGAACAACAGAUGACAUGCCUCAGCUAGCAGAAAUUCCUCAGCAACAGAAGAGUGAUAUCAAAUUAGAUAACUUUGUUAUGUAUUCUUACAUUUAGUAUUACUACCCUCUAACUUAUCUAAUUUACCACCUUUUACACAGUUUUAUUUGAUGUUUUUGUAUCCACUUUUUAACACAGAUUGGUCAAUCAAUCAUCUUAAAAAAUAUAUAAUAGCCUGUUGCAGCACUGUGUUGGUCAGACGUUACAGUACAUGACUCAGUACAUGCCUCAGUACAGUUCAGUACAUGCCUCAGUACAGUUCAGUACAUGCCUCAUUGACUUGUGAACAUUAUUAUUGUUAUUGCAAAAUUAUUGUUUUGCAAGGUGGAGGUGGUAAGACAGACAGACAGACAGACGGACGGACGGAUGGACUGACAGACAGACAGACAGACAGACAGACAGACAGACAGACAGACAGACAGACAGACAGACAGACAGACAGACAGACAGACAGACAGACAGACAGACAGACAGACAGACAGACAGACAGACAGACAGAUGGACGGACUGACAGACAGACAGACAGACACAAGCAAAUGGAACAACAGCUCUGCUCUUAGCAGCACAAAUCUAGGUUACCAUGGGAACAGGGAAACCCAUCAGGACAGUCUGGAAAGGUUACGGCCCGUGGGAUUAUCUUUUGGAUUCAAAAUGCAGAACGUCUCUGCGUCCCAAAUGACACCCCAUUCCGCUGUGCUCGCUCCUCUCCCCCCUCCCACACUGCCCCUCCUCUGAAUCCUGUGCUCGCUCCUCUCCCCCCUCCCACACUGCCCCUCCUCUGAAUCCUGUGUGUGUGCGUGUGCGUGUGCAUGUGUGCGUGUCUGUGUGCGUGUUUGUAUGUGUGUGUGUGUUGAUGCGUGUGUGUGUGUGUACGUGCGUGUUUGUAUGUGUGUGUGUGUGUGUUGAUGCGUGUGUGUGUGUGUGUACGUGCGUGUGCGUGUGCGUGACAGGGAGCUGCGAGCGCUGGUGAUAGAGAUGGUGUUGGCUACAGACAUGUCAUCUCACCUCGUCCAGGUCAAAGCCAUGAAGGGGUGUCUGCAGCAGCAGGAAAGGUAGGUGCUGCUUUACUCAGGUCACAUGACAGUACUAGGUAGCACAUUGUGACACAACCGAGUAUGAUAGUGUUAGAGAUCAAUGUAUUGAAUAUGAUUCUAUUAGACAAUUGUUUUAGAUAUAUUGAUGGAUUUUAUUCCUGUUACUACUUUUUUAUUUAUUUAUUAUUAUUUAUUUUUAUUUAACCUUUAUUUAACUAGGCAAGUCAGUUAAGAACACAUUUUUAUUUACAAUGAAGGCCCACCCUGGGCCAAACCCGGACGACGGUGGGCCAAUUGUGCGCCGCCCUAUGGGAAUGAAGAGCACUUAAAGUAAACUAAAUGUAAUGAGUGCGUGUAACUCGCCCAUUGACUCCAAUGCAAAGAAGCUUGCUCCAUAUCUAGCAGUCACUCUUGGUUGUUUGUUUCCUGUGAUUAACAGCAUAAACAAACCCAAAGCGCUGUCCUUACUACUGCACACUGCAGACAUCAGUCACCCGUCCAAGCCCUGGGGUCUACACUCUCGCUGGACCAAAGCCCUCAUGGAUGAGUUCUUCAGACAGGUAUGACCCCUGGAGGAACUUACAACUAGGGCCAGGGUUUUCCGACGGUCCUGGGUCGUCUUGUGUACUGCGACGGUCCUGGGUCGUCUUGUGUACUGCGACGGUCCUGGGUCGUCUUGUGUACUGCGACGGUACUGGGUCGUCUUGUGUACUGCGACGGUCCUGGGUCGUCUUGUGUACUGCGACGGUCCUGGGUCGUCUUGUGUACUGCGACGGUCCUGGGUCGUCUUCUGUACUGCGACGGUCCUGGGUCGUCUUGUGUACUGCGACGGUACUGGGUCGUCUUGUGUACUGCGACGGUCCUGGGUCGUCUUGUGUACUGCGACGGUCCUGGGUCGUCUUGUGUACUGCGACGGUCCUGGGUCGUCUUGUGUACUGCGACGGUCCUGGGUCGUCUUCUGUACUGCGACGGUCCUGGGUCGUCUUGUGUACUGCGACGGUCCUGGAUCGUCUUGUGUACUGCGACGGUCCUGGGUCGUCUUGUGUACUGCAACGGUACUGGGUCGUCUUCUGUACUGCGAUGGUACUGGGUCGUCUUGUGUACGUUGUCGGUUCGGGUUUGGGGUUCGUUUUAUGACUAUUCCUGGAUUAUCUUGCUCAUUGUUAUUGAUUGUCUUAGAAAGCCCAUUAAAAUGUGUUCUCUCUUUUUCUGUCUUCCUGAGGGUGACAGAGAGGCAGAGCUAGGUCUUCCCUUCUCUCCACUGUGUGAUCGGAACAGCACCCUAGUCGCGGAGUCACAGAUAGGUCAUUGAAAAUGCCUUUACAAUAUCAUUAAUUCAUUCACUUACUAAAUAAUUAAUUACUCAUGACUUUAGAUGUUAAUAGGCAUAUUAUUAUUAUUCAUGACUGAUUACUGAGCCAUUCAUGACUGAUUACUGAUCCAUUCAUGACUGUUUACUGAUUUACAUUUACAUAUUACUGAUCCAUUCAUGGCUGAUUACUAAUCCAUUCAUUGCUUGUAACUGACCCAUUUAUGACUGAUUAUUGAUACAUUCAUGACUGAUUACUGAUCCAUUUAUGACUAAUUACUGAUCCAUUCAUGACUGAUUACUGAUCCAUUCAUUACUGAGGUAUAUAUAUAUAUAUAUGUGUUGGAUGUAACGUACUAAGCUGUCCUUAUAAGACUCCAUGUUCUCUUGCAGGUUUCAUAGACUUCAUAGUGGACCCUACGUUCUCCCUGCUGACUGACAUGGCUGAGAAGAUAGUCAUUCCCCUGGUGGAAGACAACCCAGACUCACCUGACCCAUGCAAUCCACAUAGGUAACCUCGGCUCAAUCAAACACUAAAAAGUAUUUGGAGAUGAAAAACAAACAUUAGAACCCAGGUCUGCUGACGACCAGCUGUUGUCUCCCUCCCUCUAGUAAUCUGUGGAAGGAGAGCUCCAGAGGACUUCAGUGGAGCUUGGCUCACAUCACCUCAGAACUGGUCACCUUCAGAUCCACCUGGACACGACACACAGAAGACAACAAGUUCAAAUGGAAGGAGAGCGGCUCCAACGGUAAUGUGACAGACUUCUGUCAACACCUUGUUAUUGCUCAGGGGGUGGGCAAUCUUACCUUGCCAGUCAGGGCUGGCGAGGGUGGACUAUCGCCGCUUGGCUAGAACACCAACACCACCCGUGACAGGGUGUGACUACGCCACCCCUGGCAGGUUGUGACUACGCCACCCCUGGCAGGGUGUGACUACACCACCCGUGACAGGGUGGGACGACACCACCCGUGACAGGGUGUGAUUGCCCACCCGUGACAGGGGUGACUACACCACCUGACAGGGUGUGACUACACCACCCUGGCAGGGUGGACUACACACCUGACAGGUGUGAUGACACCACCCGGACAGGGUGUACUACGCCACCCCUGCAGGGUGUGACGACACAACCCGUGACAGGGUGUGACGACACCACCCGUGACAGGGUGUGAUUGCCCACCCGUGACAGGGUGUGACUACACCACCCGUGACAGGGUGUGACUACACCACCCGUGACAGGGUGUGACUACACCACCCGUGACAGGGUUGGUUUAAUCAAUUAAGCCUCUUGGGGUCUUGUCAUGGCCUUAUAAAUAUUCGAUUAGUGCAUCCCAAAUGGCACCCUAGUCCCUACGUAGUGCACUACUUUUGACCUUAUGAAAACAGGGGUGCCAUUUGGGACGUAGGGAGUGUCUCUCUUUCAUCUCCAUAAAGCUUGAGGAGGUAGUAGGGAAAUAAACAGAUACAGACAUGGUUCUUCUUCCAGUCCCCUGUAGCUCAAUCACAUUUUAAAUUCCAUUGCUUUCCCCUCUCAGGAAUCUUGGAUCAGAACGUGACGAAGGAGCUGCCGACCGGUGAAGACGAACUGUUCUAA